Ascoidea rubescens DSM 1968 is the source of this 330-nucleotide messenger RNA. RefSeq lists its product as uncharacterized. The transcript has a single exon. Lineage: Eukaryota; Fungi; Ascomycota; Saccharomycetes; Ascoideales; Ascoideaceae. The record is from RefSeq and is a predicted model, not a curated record. Bases 89 to 274 code for a protein of 61 amino acids.
GAUGAUUCAACAGGAGCAAAAUCAUCACCAGCAUUUAAUUUAACUUGCCCAUAACCAUCAACAUGCCUUUUUGUUUAUGCCAAACGUUAUGAGCUCUAGUGCAUUAGAUAAAGAAACAAGGCUUUUAUUAAAGGGAAAUUUGGAUAGAAAGAAAUCAGCCCAAACCUACCAAAGGAUAACGAAUGUAGUGUCAAUGCAAUGUAUAUUAAGAUAUUUAAUCAUUAAAACCAAAGAUAGAUCUAUUAUUCGAAGGCGUUCUAAAAAAGGAUUUUAAAAAUUCAAACUAUAUCUAUUGUAUUUAUAAUAUUUACUGCAUCCACUUGUUUUUCC